AUGAAUUAUUUUCAUUUUUUUAUAUAUACUCUUCUUACUUUUAUAUCUUUGUAUAUGUCUUUUUUAAAUUUCAAAUCCUUUUCUCAUUAUAUUCAAAAUAAAUGGAACAUUUUAUUAAUAUGGAAUUUCGAGUUUUAUAUCAUCAGGCUUAUUAAUAAGUUUUUUAAUUACAUUUUUUUAGGAAAUAUUCUAGCAGUAGAACUCCAAAAAGCAAAAGAAGAGUUAAUCCAUCAAAUGAUGAAUUUAUUAAUUUUGAUAUUUUUAAUUACAACUUUAAAUAUUAAGGAAGCAAUUUGCUGGGUAUGUAUAUUUACUCCAUUAAUCUAUGAAUCAGUUAGAAUAAAAAUUAUUAAAGAAAGAAUUUAUCUUUUUAAUAAUUUUAAAAUGGAACAUAAAAAAAGAAUAAAGUUAUUGUCUUAUUCAUUUUUUACCUUAAUUGAGUGUGUAUUUAUUUUAAGAAUAAUUUUUAGUUUUUUUUAUAAUUUAAAAAGUGCAGUUAAAGUAAUAAUAUUAUUUGAACCAAUCAUUAUUUGUAUAAAUUGUAUAUUUUUAAUUAUAAUUUCAUCAUAUCAUUAUUUUAAUUCAAAAAUAUUUUACGAAAAGCCAACUUACUUCUAUUUUUUAUUAAGUUUAAAUAAUAUUAUUAGUAAUUUAAUACAAAUGUUUGAAUAUAUUUAUAUGUGGUUUUUUUACGGAUCAUUUUUAAAUUUUAUUGAUUUGUUUCUCCUUUUGAAAUUAAAGAAUUGCUUAGUUUGCUUGAAAAAUAAUUAUAAAUCCACAAAAAACUGCUUCAUUAAUGAAAAAUUAUUUAAUAAUUAUUUUAAAAAUGAAGAUAAGAAAUAUCUAAAAUUAAACAAUAUCAUUUGUAUUAUUUGUAGAGAUUAUAAUUAUCAUAUUAAUUAUAAAAAACUUGCAUGUGGUCAUUGUUUUCAUAUAUCUUGUUUAUAUUUAUUAUUUGAAUAUGAUAAAAGUUUUCUUUGCCCUGUAUGUAGACGAGAAAUAAAAUAUGAAUUAGAAGAUUUCGAAAAAAAUGACGAUAAUUUAAAUAGUAAUUCAUUAAAUUGUAAUAUUGAUAAUAAAAAUAAAGAAGACGAUAUAAAUGAAAAUAAAAAUCAGACUGAACAUUCUUUUAAUAACAAUAUAUAUGAAAAUUCUAGUGAUUCUUAUAAUUCUAAUAAUGGUAAUAAAAAAAACUAUCAAAAUAAGGAUAUAAAUAAAAUUAAUAAAAGUAAUAGCAAUCAUAUAGAGGACUCUAAUAAUGAACUAUGCCAUUUAAAUUAUCAGAAUUUAAAAAAUAAAGAAAUUAAAAAAUAUUUAAAAAAUGAAUAUAACAAGAAAAUCAUAAAAUACGAUAAACUUUCUAUUGAAAAUGUAUAUGUUGAUGAAUCUAAUGAAAUUUAUGACUUUUAUAACACAAAAGAAAAAAAUGACAAUGAUAUUAUCGUUUAUAACUACAAUAAUGAUAUAUAUAUGAGUUAUAACAAUAAUAUUAAUACGGUAUAUAAUAAUAAAAUGUAUUGCAAUUAUAUAAAGAAUUCUAAUUAUAGUAAUGCAUCCAAUAUUUUUUCUUUUUCAAACCCAAGUUAUAUUAAUAAUGAUAAUUUUCCAUAUAUCUCAAAUAUUGAUUCAAAUAUUACUUUAUUAAGUGAAAUUAAAGACAUUGCAAAGAGCAAUAAUUUUUUUAGAAUGGAUGUUAUGGAUAAGGAAUAUGAAAAGAGAAUUAAGAAUAAUCUUUAUUUACUAAAACAAGUUCAUGUAAGUUUUAACAAUUUAUUAAAAAGUAAAAAUGAAUAUUCUUUCAUAAACAUAAAAAGAUACUAUAAUACCAAACAUAAAUAUGUGCAUUCAGGAAUAGAAAGUAAAAUAUUUAAUAUUAAAAAAUGUUAUUUAAAAAAGUAUCUGACUAUUAACAAUAGUAUUAAACAAAAUAAUAUAUUUUCUUAUAAAGAACAUAAAAUAAAAAAUAAAAAAUAUGAGCUUAAUAACAUAUGUGAGAUUCAAAAUUGUGUAAUAAAUAAUAAGAAUGACAAUUCAGAAAAAAAAAACUUUAAUUUAUUAGAACAUAAUCAAAAUUAUAAUAGUAUAAAAGAAGAGAAAAUACAUGAAUCAAGCGAAUGCGAAAAAACAAAUAAAUUCAAGCUUAAUAGAAAAUUUAAUAUAUUUAAAAUGUUUAAAAAUAAAGAUCUAACUUUUAUAAAUCACAUGAAUUCGAAAAAAAGAAACUCUAAAUUAAAUAUAUAUGAUUUUUUAAAAAACUUAAAAGAUAAGAUUCAUAAUCGAAGUGAGAUAAACGUUAAUGAUAAAAAAAAAAAAAAUAAAAUAUUCUUUUUUAAAAAAAGAAAUUAA
Messenger RNA from Plasmodium relictum, 2346 nucleotides. Its product is annotated as zinc finger protein, putative. NCBI's taxonomy places the organism in Eukaryota, Apicomplexa, Aconoidasida, Haemosporida, Plasmodiidae. Gene Ontology annotation, biological process: ubiquitin-dependent protein catabolic process; protein ubiquitination. The record is from RefSeq and is a predicted model, not a curated record. Gene Ontology annotation, molecular function: ubiquitin protein ligase activity. The transcript has 4 exons. Gene Ontology annotation, cellular component: ubiquitin ligase complex; cytosol. The coding region runs from base 1 to 2346 and encodes 781 amino acids.